Messenger RNA from Heterocephalus glaber (naked mole-rat), 5838 nucleotides. RefSeq names its product syndecan 3 (gene Sdc3). Lineage: Eukaryota; Metazoa; Chordata; Mammalia; Rodentia; Bathyergidae. Gene Ontology annotation, biological process: cell migration. The record is from RefSeq and is a predicted model, not a curated record. Gene Ontology annotation, cellular component: cell surface; membrane.
AUGGCAGGGAGUCGAAUGCUGGAGUGGGGCUCUACUGACAGGGCACAGAGGGUGACCAUGUGGGUGCACCUUGUGCUUGAGGGUGCUAGUGGGGAUGCCAAUAAGCAGGCACAACGCACAGUGUGUCUGGUGGAGGAAGAACCAGGCGCAGGGGCUGGGAGCUGCUACCAGACACCCAGAGUGGGUGGUCUCCACUCCACCCGGGAAUCUGAGUCUCAGAACCGGGACACUUCAGGCCUGCCGUGGUUCGACUGCAGAUCCACAGUGCCAGGGUCCAUCCCAUGCUGCCUGGGGAAACUGAGGCCACGAGAGGGCCAGGCCCAGCCUGAGGUCAGCAGCCCUUCUACGGUCCUAGAGACUGGAAAGGAGUCUUGGGUCGACUUUGGGCCCAUUCCGCAGGCCGGCUGGGCGCGUGAGGGUGGCAAUUGGAAGCCCCUGAAGGAGGCUCCUGAUGGUGAUACCCACAUGACCCACCCAGAAAGGGGUCCGGCCCAGGGUGGUGUCCCAGCCUUGUGCGCGCGCCCGGGGGACCGAGGAGGUGCAUGGGGCCCGACUUCCGCUCGCCGCUGCUGGGGGCCAGGCGCCAGGCGGGGGUCCCGGGGGCGGGGCGGCGCGAGGCUCCUCCCCUCUCCCUCCCAGCUCCGCCCCCUGCCCGCUCCCAGUCCCGCCCCCUCCCGCUGGGGCCGGCGGCGGCGGCGCACGCUUCCUGCGGGCGCGGCCGCUGUGGGCGCGGAGACUGAGCGAGGCGGAGCCGGCCGCGCAACCGAGCCGAGCCGAGCCGCGCCGCGCUUCGCGCACCGCCGCCGAGCAGCCGCCUGCGCCGGGAACAAAGGCCCCGCCGCCGCCGCCGCCAUGAAGCCGGGGCCGCCGCACCGCGCUGGGGCCGUCCACGGGGCAGGCGCCGGGGCCGGGACCGUGGCCGCGCCCGGGGCCCGCGGGCUGCUGCUGCCGCCACUGCUGCUGCUGCUGCUGGCCGGGCGCGCCGCGGGGGCUCAGCGCUGGCGCAGUGAGAACUUUGAGAGGCCUGUGGACCUGGAGGGCUCCGGGGAUGAUGACUCUUUUCCUGAUGAUGAACUGGAUGACCUCUACUCAGGGUCGGGCUCCGGCUACUUCGAGCAGGAGUCGGGCAUUGAGACAGCCAUGCGGUUCAGCCCCGAAGUGGCCCUGGCCGUGUCCACCACACCUGCAGUGCUGCCCACCACGGACAUCCAGCCUGUAGGCACCCCAUUUGAAGAGCUUCCCUCUGAGCGUCCUACCCCAGAGCCAGUCACCAGUCCCCCAGUGGUGACAGAGCUUCUGGAAGAGCCCAGCCAGAGAGCCACCACUGUCUCCACCACCAUAGCAACCACCGCUGCAACUACAGGGGCCCCGACUGUGGCCACAGCACCUGCCACCAUGGCCACUGCUGCUCCCAGCACCCCUGCAGAACCCCCUUCCACGGCCACCACUGCUACCAUAAGGACCACUGGCAUACGGAGGCUUCUGCCUCUUCCACUGACCACAGCUGCCACAGCCCAGGCCACCACCCCUGCGGCCCCCUCAACCCCCACCACGGUGGCUGUCUUGGACACGGAGGCCCCAACACCCAGGCUGGUCAGCACAGCUACCUCCCGGCCAAGGGCCCUUCCCAGACCAGCUACCACCCAAGAGCCUGAUGUCCCUGAGAGGAGCACCUUGCCCCUGGGGACCACGGCCCCUGGACCCACAGAAGUGGCUCAGUCCCCGACUCCGGAGUUCCUCCUGACCACAGUCCGGGAUGAGCUGGAGGUACCAGUGAGUGGAGGCCCCAGCGGGGACUUUGAGCUGCCGGAGGAAGAGACCACGCAGCCAGACACAGCCAAUGAGGUAGUGGCUGUGGGAGGUGCUGCAGCCAAGCCGUCACUCCCGCCUGGAACACUACCCAAAGGUGCCCACCCAGGCCCCGGCCUCCUGGACAAUGCGAUCGACUCCGGCAGCUCAGCCGCUCAGCUGCCCCAGAAGAGCAUCCUGGAGCGGAAGGAGGUGCUUGUAGCUGUGAUUGUGGGCGGGGUGGUGGGCGCCCUCUUUGCCGCCUUCCUGGUCACACUGCUUGUCUACCGAAUGAAGAAGAAGGACGAAGGCAGCUACACACUGGAGGAGCCCAAGCAGGCGAGUGUCACAUACCAGAAGCCUGACAAGCAGGAAGAGUUCUACGCCUAGCGGAGCCUCAGUGCCUCCCGGCAGCCUCAGCCGCCCUCACCCAGUCCCAGCCCAGCCUUACUGGCCCAGGCCUUCUUUGCCCUCCCUCCCAUGGCCUGCCCAGGCUGCCAGCCGCACACAUUGCCCUGAGGAAGGGGUACUGCCAUCUACCCCAGACUGUGUCCUUAUGAGCUCACCUCUUGUCUCUCACCAGCCUGGGGGUUUGGGAUCUUAUGUCAGUGGGGUAGGAGGAAGGAAGCUCCUGAUUGGCUGGUGGGAGAAGAGGAAGGGUGGGGGCUGAGAUGGCCUGAGCCUCUGUGAAAUCCCAGAGGGCUGGCUCAGUCUCCUUCCUGGGUCAGAGAGGCCCUCAGGCUGGCUUCUGGGACCAACACACACAAACUUGGCCCUUGAAAUCAUCUAGACACUGUAGCCUCACCCCUGUCGCAGGGCCUCUCUUUGCCUGGUUGAGGGGAGGGAUGUCCUUUGUCACCAGCCUAUUUUGUCCUGGCCUCCCAGGGGUUGUGGGACCAUGCUCCCCUCUCCUCUGCCCAGUGCAUACAUGCCCCAGCCUUCCCUUCCUCUUCCCCCAAGGACAUGACUUCCUGAGAGUGCAGGGCCAGCCACUGGUGAGGACAGCCACCUGAUGUCCCGCCUGUGAGUGGACUCUACACUGACACCACCCGCUCUGUUAUACAUAUUGUCACUUGGUCACACACAAGACACAGUGGAGCAAUGACAAAAGCGCAUACCCAGCGGUGACCAUCCAGUCCGUCCAGACAGGUCACAGACAUGCUGUCCAAAGAUGUGUCUCUUCGUGCAUUGCUUACCCAACCCUUCAGACACCUCUGUAAUGCAAGUCACUAGUCCCGGUCACCUGAAUGGUGACAGUGUGGCCUGCCUCUCUGGCCCCCCUGCACACCCUGGCCCCACACACAUCACACUGAGCUCUUUCAGGCUCAUUGGAGAAGGCAGAAUUAUGUUGGACCAGUCAGCCCAUAUUGGGUCUCAGUUGCCCUGUUGCACUUGGUCCCACAUCAAGGUGCCCACACCAGCCACCUUGCUCCCCAUCCCAGCCUCUGUCAGGCACAGUUCCGCAUGGAUGUACAGUCUUAGUCCACACAGCCCUGCACUCACUGGGGGAAGACAGGUGGGUGCUUGGCUUUCCUGGAAUAAAGUGUGAUGUGAGGGGACAUUGCCACCAGCCCUCCCAGAGCUUUUCAUACCCGAAGGCCUGGCCUCACCCCUGACUGCUUCCCUUCUCUCUGUGGCCUCAAGGGGAGAGGUUCAGGACCAGCCCUGCCCACUGAGAGCCCUGGGACUUCUCCAAGGCUGGAGAAGGACAGGGUUGGGUCCUGAAAUUUGGCCCUGGGCGGUAGAGGGUGCCUGGGUCUCCCUGGACCAAGGGCCCUGGGUGGGGAGGGGGCUCAAGGUCUGUCUCCUGUCUCCUGCAUCCUUUUCCUGCUCUGCGUUAGGGGGCUGAUUCUGCCUCCCAGGACACAAGUUUCCAAAGUGCCUGUGAGGGCUGGCCCUCCGCCCGGGCCCUCUGCAUCCUCUGCCCCACCCACCCAUUUGACCAAACAAGUCAGCAGUUCUGGCUGCUGCUGCUGCAUGGGCCCACAGCUGCCCAAAGCAGCCCAUCCAGAUGCCCCAGGCCCCAAGGGCAGAUAUUUGAGGGACUAGAACAGGUGACAGCAAGAAGGGUUGUGUCACAGGCCCCAAGCCUGCUUUCCCCUUUGUUGUUACCCUUGAAAGUGGGGCCAUUUUAUAGGUAUUGGAAGUGUGGGGUCACCACUCCUUUGGGCGAGGGUAGCCUGAUGGGGGCUCUGGGAGCCAAGGGGAUGUGGUGUGACUUGUGACUGGUUGGCCCUCCCACCCCACAUCUCACCCACAGCCAAAUCCAAGUCAGGAGCCCACCCUAGUUUUAUUUCUGUUUCCUUUUCAAGAUUACCUGGCAGUGGGCUUCUGCAGAGGAGGGGCCUGAGAAAGCAAGGGCCAGGCGCCAGGGGUCCUUCAUCCAGACCCUGAAGCCCUCCUCGGCAGGGCCCAGAGUUGUGUGAGGAAGUCAGCCAGCUGGAACCUCGGAGGAGGGGUGGGGAGGGGAGGGGAGGGGGAUUGGCCUCCUUAGGCCCUGCAGCAGAGGGGCUGGGCAUAACCAGCCUCCCCCUGCCCUGGUUCCUGGUGAGCUGCUGUCUCAGGGACGGCAGCUCUGGUGAGAAGGCCCGGGCAGGCCAAGGCUGGGAAACCAGGGAGUGUGAAGGAGGCAGUGCCUGGGCACCCAGGCCCCAGGGACGCUGGCAUUGGUGCGGGGGACCAGUAGUGAGCAGAAUUUCUGCCUGUGGCUGGAGGCCAACAUGGGGUGGCCUUGGCUGGCCUGAUUUCUCAUAGCUCAAGCACUGGCUCUGGACUGGGGCCUAUGGACUUGGCCUCUUGGCACUGGUCCCUCUUCUGUGUCCUUUGCCUUUGAAAGAGAGGCCGAGGGCCUUGUGCAUGGAGCCCUGGACCCACGGCCAAGGUCCAGGCUUUAUCUCCAUGAAGUUUAAUGGUCUGCCCAGGCCAGGUCCUUCAGGCCGGUCUGUGGGCAGGGUGGGGGGCAGGGCAAUCAAAGAGCCCAGCCAAGGACGAGCUGGAGCUCUCUACAGUGCAAUGGGGGUGUGGGGCCCUCACCCCAGCCCAGGUACGGUGUGGAAUGUGCAGGGCUGGCCAGGUGGGCCCAUAGACGCCCAAGUGCUCCUGAGAGGGUGUGCUGCAGGCCCUGGCAUUUCCUGGGAGCACAGCACAUUCCAAAUGAGAUGGAGCUUGUGUGGCUUGAGAACUCUCCUAGGCUUUGAUCAAUGGAGGGCAAGGCAGGCUGAGCCGAGCUGGGGGUGGGACCGGCCUUGGCUGUGGUUUCUAGAGCCCAAAUUCAGUCUCUCCAGGUGGCCAGACUCGAUGGGACUUCACCUGAAAGGCUGGUCCACUCGAUCACUGGAAGAAUGGGGUGGCAAACGGGGCUGGACAGGCCUAUGACAGGGACUUAGGGAGCUCAGGCCAGACCCUUGGGCUUGGCAAAGCCGCCCAUCAGGCCAGGCUGGGAGCAGAGCUGACUUUGUCUCCUAGGCAGGAGUGGCCUUCCUGGAUCUCCUGGCUUUCCUCCGCCAGCUGCAGCCUUGGACUUGCCCCCCUGCGUCUCUGGUCUGUAAAUAGAAGCCCACAACUGUACAGAUUGAGCGAGGCCGAGGCUGGGCCUGGGAGUCACCAUCUGAGGGCUGAAGGUCCUGCAUCCCCAGAUGCCCACCUGGCCCCAGUGUGACGAAUGCAUGUAAAUAUUUCUCGUAGGCAGCGUGGCUCCAGAGAGCCCCCUAAAGACAGUGUCCCCCUCUGGUACGUCCUUUCCUCUGUACAGAGCCCUCCCAGCCCCGGCCGGUGGUGGGUGGGAGUUCGUCCUUCCCAGCCUUUGGUCUUCCCCACUCUCUCUCCCCCAUAACCUCUUUAUUAACCAUACCUGUCCUGAAUUCAUGGCCAAAACUUUCAAUAAGGAGAAGUGGAGGAAGGACAGUGGACAAGGUGACCAGGGCACUGCCCCACUGUAGGAGUGUGCCUGGCCCAGCCUGGGGAACGAACUGGUUUGUUUUUUAUUUUUGUUUUUAACAUUUCCCGUGCUGUGCCCAUUUAUAAGAGGAAAUAAAAUUAAGCUGAAAUGAU